This is a messenger RNA of Didymella exigua CBS 183.55, 2051 nucleotides long. RefSeq names its product Creatinase/aminopeptidase. Gene Ontology annotation, molecular function: manganese ion binding; metalloaminopeptidase activity. Bases 113 to 1654 code for a protein of 513 amino acids. The transcript has 3 exons. The record is from RefSeq and is a predicted model, not a curated record. Lineage: Eukaryota; Fungi; Ascomycota; Dothideomycetes; Pleosporales; Didymellaceae.
GCUUGAUCCACAAUGACUAAGAAUGCUUUUGCACCUGCCUCUUGAAGCGCCGAGGCUAAGCGCGAUGUCAGAGUCGCAGUUGUGCCCCACCUGUUAUCCGCACCACCCAAACAUGAGCUGCAGGAAGCUCGCGCGUAUUCUCUGGCAACCAUUUCUACACUGCGGAAGAAGCUUUUCGCCUCGACCAACCCGAUUCCAUAACCUUACACACUUUGCCGAGAAGCUUAGCAAGCCACGAGGACUUGCUUCGGUUGCCAGAAUGGGAAUCGCGGAAAACUAUGACGAGGUACUCAAGGGCAAGUACCCAGCCAAGGAGCACGCGAGGAAGGUCGCCAGGUGGAUCAUUGAAAAGGGCGGCGAUAAGAAUGGAACCAUUUACCUCGAGGCUCAAAAGCAGAAACUGAACGAGGACAACGAUGGAGAGGCUCCUUUCAGACAACGACGAUACUUCUACUACCUCAGUGGAUGCGACCUUCCAGAUUCAUACCUCACGUAUGAGAUCAGCUCAGACAAGCUUACGCUGUUCAUACCUGGUGUUGAGCCUGAGGAGGUCAUCUGGUCUGGCCUUCCCAUGAGCCCCAAGGAAGCAAAGACCAAGUAUGACAUUGAUGACUGCAAGACGACCGCCGAUGUCAACUCGCACUUGGCCAGCUCCAUCGACACGUCCCAGUCGACCAUCUACGCCAUCCCAGAGCAGAUCUCGGACCACGUCACUUUCCUCAAUUUCAAAGAGAAGGACCUCAAAGAGCUCAAGCCUGCGAUCGAGUACUGCCGUGUGACCAAGACGGACUAUGAGAUCGCGCUCAUCCGCAAGGCUAACGAAAUCUCAACUGUUGCUCAUAUUAAUGUCAUGAAGGCCGCAUCCAACGCUCAGAACGAGUGCGAGCUCGAGGCCAUAUUUCUGAAGUCGUGCGUAGAGCGCAACGCAAAGAAUCAGGCCUACCACUCCAUCGUAGCGGCUGGCACCAAUGGCGCAACUCUCCACUACGUGAACAACGCAGCACCUAUCAACAAGCAGAACUUACUCCUUCUGGACGCAGGAUGCGAGGUUGACUGUUACGCCUCAGAUAUCACCCGCACAUUCCCCAUCAGGGGCACCUUCAACAAGGAGAGCAAAGCUAUUUACGACAUCGUUCUGCACAUGCAGAAAGAAUGCAUCGCCGCGCUCAAAGCCGGUGCGGUGUGGGAUUCGAUCCACGAGCUUGCGCACAAGAUCGCCAUCGACGGACUUCUCGCACUGGGCAUUCUUAAAGGCGAUGCCGACGAGAUCUUCAAGGCGCGGAUAAGCGUUGCGUUUUUCCCUCACGGUCUCGGACACUAUCUGGGCAUGGACACUCACGAUACCGGAGGCAAUGCAAACUAUGCUGAUAAAGACACUAUGUUCCGCUACCUCAGGGUUAGGGGCACGGUGCCGGCGAGGAGCGUUAUUACAGUUGAGCCGGGAAUUUACUUCUGUAGGUUCAUCAUUGAACCGUAUCUGCAGGAUGAGAGGCAGAAGCAGUACAUUGACGAGAAGGUGCUGGAGAAGUACUGGGAUGUUGGCGGUGUGAGGAUUGAGGAUAACCUCCUCGUCGUUGAUGGUGGUAGCGAGAAUUUGACACCGACACCUAAGGAGGUUGACGACAUCACGAAGCUCAUCAGGACUGGUCAGUAGGGCGCAGUACCAUAUCCGUGGUUCGAUGACAACAGCAAUAUAACAGCAAAUGUUCCACCAUUCUCCUCUUCUCAAAAAGCACUCAAAUAUCCCGGAACGUCCUUAGGUACAGUACAGUUUGGUGUUCGCCAAGCACUUCUGGGCGGAAGUCAACCCCUGCCGCGGGACCCUUUCAAUUUGUGUAUAUUAACGCAGGUCACACUCACGUUCUCGCUCUUGUUCUCGCCUCUUGCAAGUCGUUUCGAAAUCGCCGAAAGGGCGUACAGCCUUGCGCGCUAGACCAAACCCCGGAUUUGGCGGCCGAUUCCCACAGUACCUGCAGUCCUUCAUCUACUUCAAUGCGGAGCAGUAUGACCGCGGCAGAUGGGGUAACAUAUUUCGCAUGCUAUAAACUGAA